GAUGAUUUGAAAAUGAGUCUUAAUGAGGAAGUAGUUAGUCAAAGUCGUAUUUACCCACUUUAUCCGUUUUAUAACAAAUGAGCGCUUUAAGAAAAUCGUUUUGUCGCAGUUAUGCGUGACCAUCAGAAAACGACGCUAGACGACCGUGAUACGCAUCAGCAAUAAGGAAAAAAAUUCUGUUCCGAAAUGGACCACAUAGAAAAAAGGAAACGGAAGAAGAAUCCGAGGGAAACUGCAAACAUAAUAUCCUUGUUUACUUUUGGUUACACGUUAGGGCUAUUCAGAAAAGGCCUCAAAAAAGAUCUUGAGGAGGACAAUCUAUACGAAGUACUGAACGACUGCAGAUCAAAACAAUGUGGAGAUAAAGCCGAACGAAGGUGGAAUAAGAAGCAGAAUAUCCUAAUGCUUUUAUUUAAGAACUUUGGAUGGCAAUAUAUUUCCAUUUGUAUAGCAGACGUUGCUUGUACGCAGAUAUACAGUAUCGUUCACCCAUAUGGUCUCAGCCGCCUUAUUUCAUAUUUCGAGCCAAACCAAACAAAAAUUACCAAAUCUGAUGCCUAUUACUGUGCUGGAAUAGUUGUUUUCCUGAACUUAUGCAGGUCAAUGUUUUGGCAGAACAUGCAUGUCUUCGAAAUCACUUUAGGUAUCAAGAUCCGCGCCUCCUUGAAGUCGCUGCUCUACAGAAAGUCAUUGCGCCUGUCUCCAGCCGCUCAAUCGGUCACCAAUCUUGGUAACAUCGUCACAUUGCUCACCAAGGAUAUCUACUCAAUUGAAAACAAUCUAUGGCUGAUCAUGGACUUCAAUACGUUCAUCUUGCAAUCGGUGACAGUAUCCUACCUUUUGUGGAGACGAAUGGGCAACUGCGCUUUUAUUGGUCUGGGGUUGAUCUUCGGUGCUAUGCCCAUACAAAUAUAUCUCAGCACCUUGAUAACAAAAAUGCGACUAAAGGUUGGCAAGUAUUCAGACGCUCGACUUCACGUGAUGCAAGAAACUUUGUCGGCCAUUAAGAUAAUAAAAAUGUACACCUGGGAGCUAUUCUUCAUCAACAGAAUCUCGGAAUCACGAAAGUAUGUAUGUAUUUUUUCCUUAUCCUGCAAAACAACCAAAACUCAUAAUCAUAACUAAUGCCACACUUUCAGGAAGGAGGUCAUAUCCAUGAUGAGAAUAUUUUAUGUCGACUAUGUUCUAGUGACCAUAGGAGUAAUCACCUCCAAGAUAACAUUCCUGAUCCUCAUUCUAUCCUACAUCUGGAUGGGUAACACCACAAGUACCGAGAUGAUUUUCUAUGUACUAAGCCUGUUUCAGCAAUUGACGACAGCUCUUGGCAUCAUGUUGCCUAUCAGUAUGGGAAAGCUAGCAAUGUUCAGAGCUGCUUUCAUCAGGUUGAAUAAGAUGCUCCAAGCUGAGGAGCUAGAGAAAUUUGAUGAUGAGAAGUGUACAGGAAAUGCACAAAUAGAAGCAAAAGCAGCUACUGUUAAAAUCGAAGGCAAAGAAGUACUUAAAGACAUAACUUUCGAAAUGAAUCCUGGGUUAACGAUUAUAAGUGGGCUAGUUGGAGCAGGUAAAAGCUCCUUGUUGAAACUAAUAUUGAGGGACUAUCCAAUGACAAACGGUAAAUUGAAUGUGAUUGGUAGAAUGUCGUAUGCUUCACAAGAACCAUGGUUGUUUCCCUCAUCUAUCAAACAAAAUAUUCUGUUCGGUGAGGAAUAUGAUAAAGCUAGAUACAAGCAAGUUUUGAAAGUGAGUGCUCUAGAAUACGAUCUGUCCUUGUUGGAUAAUGGAGAUGAAACUAUUGUGGCAGAUCGUGGUCAGAACUUGAGCAAAGGUCAACAAUCUAGAAUCAACUUAGCGCGAGCUGUUUACAGAAAGGCUGAUAUUUAUUUAUUUGAUGAUUCUCUAACAGCCUUGGAUAGGCAUGUCCAAGAGUAUAUUUUUAACGAAUGCAUUCAAAAGUUUCUAAAAGACAAACUUGUUGUUUUGGUUUCACAAAAUAGCAAGCAAAUUGAUAGAUCAGACUACGUUAUUAUGAUGGAUCAAGGAACGAUACUUAGCUCUGGAAAGCCAGAUGAAAUAGACAAAAGGAAGUUGAAUGGCAUAAAAUCGAUAAUUAAGGAGAAUGUUAUUGAUGACGUACUUGAAGAGGAAGUACUUCAAACAGAACAACAGUUUACUAAGAAGAAAGUUUACCAAGAAAAAAAGAAAGAAGGCAAAGUUGAUUUGGUGGUUUACAAAAAAUACAUACAGUAUGGAGGUGGAUUUAUCGUGUUUAGUCUUGUCAUACUUCUAUAUAUUUUGGCACAAUCGUUUGAGAGUGUCUCCGAUAAACUUUUAUCCAAAUGGAUAGAUCUACAGCAGAAGGUUCUAGACAUGCAGGCAAAUUCUACAAUCAAUGCCACCGUUUAUGAAGAUACUGUAACACUGAAAGACAACACAUUUGGCAUGUAUACGAUACUUACAAUUCUUAAAUCAGCAAUGGGCUUGGUGAAAUACUAUGCAUUCCUAAGAUUCUGUAGAAACGCUUCAAUCAGAAUUCACAAUGCAAUGUCUUCCUGUGUCGUCAAUGCGGAAAUGAAGUUCUUUGACAACCACUUCAUUGGGAAUAUUCUCAACAGAUUUUCGUAUGAUUUGAAUAAUAUAGAUGAGAGCUUGCCGUUUAUUUUUCCCAUGGUGAUGGGUGUCAUGAUCGCUUGCAUGGGAGGUAUUAUAUUGAUAGCCACAGUGAAUUGGCUUCUUCUACUACCAUGUAGUGUCUUUUUAGCAAUUCUAGUGUUGAUGAGAACGGCCUACAUACCAACUUCGCGAAGCCUUAAAAGGCUUGAAGCUGCUAAUACAUCGUAUUUUAGCAAGAAGUCCACUGGUUGGGCAUAUCAACUCCUCCAUGGAAGGCAUAACAACAGUAAGGGCUUUCAAGGCUCAACAGAUCCUAAAAAACGAAUUCGACAAGCAUCAAGAUUUGUAUACUUCAGCAUUAUUCACGCUUAAAGUCACAAUGACGGCUUUUGGAUUUUUCAUGGACUUCGUGAGCCUCAUCUUCACUAUACUGAUCAUUUCUAGGUUUCUCUUUUUUGAUCACGGGAUUUCUGCUGGCAGCGUAGGGCUUGUGCUCACUCAGGUUUUUAUGUUGACGGAUCAUCUUCAGUGGGCAAUUCGGCAGUGGGCACAACUUGAAAAUCACAUGACUUCCGUGGAAAGAGCUUUGGAAUAUACGGAUAUAACACAAGAGGACAAAUCAGGGCGUGAACCAAAGAAUUGGCCAACAGAUGGAGCAGUUACUUAUAACAACGUGUCUCUGCACUACGAAAACACUAAAGCUCCGGUAAUAAGGAACGUUACGUUCCAAGUGAAACCAAAGGAAAAGAUAGGAAUUGUUGGAAGAACAGGAGCUGGCAAAUCGUCCGUUAUAUCAACUUUGUUUAGAUUGUACGACUGUGAAGGAAAGAUAGAAAUUGAUCGUGUGGAUAUUAAAGAUGUUUCUCUAAAAUACCUGAGGAACAAAAUAGCUAUUAUUCCUCAGGAUCCAAUCCUCUUCUCAGGAACGAUACGAGAAAACAUAGACCCAUCCAAGACUUUCGCCGACAACAAAAUCUGGGAAACGAUUUCAAAAGUGAAAAUCAAAGACAUUAUUUCAAGCCUAGACAUGACCAUCCAAGAUAACGGAUCAAACUUCAGCUCAGGGCAGAAACAGCUUAUUUGCUUGGCUAGAGCUGUGAUAGGGAAUUGCAAAAUAGUUGUUUUGGAUGAGGCAACUGCAAAUAUGGACCCUGUCACUGACAAAAUGUUACAUGCAGUGAUAGACGAAGUGUUUUCGGAUUGUACCAUACUGACGAUAGCCCAUCGGCUACAGUACAUAUUGGACUGCGAUAAAGUUAUUGUGAUGGAUAAUGGUGAAUUGGUGGAAUGUAAUAGCCCGAAAGAGUUGUUGCAGGAUCAGUCUUCACUUUUUUAUAAAAUGUGCAAGCAGUCGAAGAAGGAUUAAGAAAUUAUAAUUUGUUUGUUUUAAUCUAUUCAAUAUAUUUUUUACAAGAAAACUUUUCACCGUUGGAUUAGGAUCUCUAGAGGUACGGCACAACUGCCUAAUAUCGCAAUCUCUCAAAACCUGUCAGUUUUUUUGGACCAUUUUCAUGUAAGUUUGUUUUGAUAGCGAUUGUUUUAUCUAUUUGCUUCAUCCUUAAGAAUGUCAAUGGCA
This is a messenger RNA of Acanthoscelides obtectus, 4186 nucleotides long. NCBI's taxonomy places the organism in Eukaryota, Metazoa, Arthropoda, Insecta, Coleoptera, Chrysomelidae. The record is from the annotation of a GenBank genome assembly.